CACGGUGAGCGGAAGCAAAGAUGGCGGUGUUUCUGUAACGCAGGGCGGCUAGAUGAGCAAACGUCAACACGCAUUAGAUAACAGAUAACACACUUUCACAGCUUUGGGAUAUUAUUAUCGUUCAUGUAUAAACGUGUAUAUAUUUACAGCUGUUAAAAGUGUUUGUAACGCAGUGUAUUCGCGCUGUAGUGUAACACCGAUAAUGACAGAGCAAUAACAACACAGCCGCCCAGGCAGGCAGGAGGGCAGGCAGGCAGGAGGGCAGUAGACGGGAUUUAAAUGUUCUUCUGGGUUUCAGAAAUGUGUUUCAGGUAAUCCCAACUUCCUGAGUUCCUCAGGUGUCAAUCUUCGACCGUUUUUUUUCUUUUCCUGUUGCAAUGGCGUCCACCGCAGCCGCCCCAGCGCCCGACAACCUCUCAGUGUCCUCACUGCUGUCUGGGGAGCUGGAGGAUGGGAAAGAGGAUGAAGACGGUGAGCUGGGUGACCUGGAAGUAAACCCUUAUGAUGGAUUACCUUACUCAUCGCGUUACUACUCCCUACUGGAGGAACGGCGGACUCUGCCCAUCUGGGGACUGAAGUACAACUUUCUGGAGCUGCUGGAGACUCAUAGCAUGGUGGUGCUGAGUGGAGAGGCUGGCAUGGGCAAGAGCACACAAGUGCCUCAGUGGUGUGUGGACUACGCGCUCUCUCUGCAGUUUACUCAGGGUCUAGUUUGCUGCUGUCAGCCGUACUCAGCAGCAGCAUGCAGCUUAGCCAUUCGUGUAGCUGAUGAAAUGGAUCUGAGUCUGGGCCUCGAAGUUGGUUACAGGGUCCCUCAUGAUGACGGCUGCACACCAGACACUUUACUACGUUUUGUCACAGAUGCACUACUGCUGGAAGAGAUGAUGUCAGACCCGCUGCUGCGGCGCUACGGCGUGCUGGUGGUGGACGAGGCGCAGGAGCGCACCGUAGCCAGUGACGUGCUCCUGGGCCUGCUGCGUGACGUGUGCCGGCAGCGUACAGAGCUUCGCGUGGUGGUGCUCGCUACGCCCCCUGUGGCCGGUACCAUCACGGAUUUCCUGGGUGAAGAAGUGCCUCACCUCAAAGUCCCCCCUGCCCCGGACCGGACUGUUGCAGAAACGCUGUACAGAGAUCCAACAGCUGGCAGAGACCCGGCCACAGCCGCAUGCCACAUGGUGCUGGAUCUGCACCGGCGAGGAGAAGAAGGAGAUAUACUAGUGUUCCUGCCCAGUGCACAGGAAAUCGGUGAUUGUGCGGCUCUGCUGGAGAAGGAGUGUGUAGCUCUGAGCCCACAGCUGGGAGCGCUGCGGGUCGUGCCGCUCCACACGGGCCUCGGUGCAGCCGCUCAGCACGUUUACACUCCAGACGGAGACGACGGCCAAGCUGAAACAAAAGAAGAGGAGAAAUCCGGACCAUGUAUAAGACGCAGGGUCCUCCUUUCAGACGCUCUGGGAGAAGCCUCGUUCUCUUUGCCCAACAUUCGUUACGUCAUCGAUACAGGACUUGAACUGAAAACUGUAUACAAUCCACAGAUUCGGGCCGACUCCCAGGUUCAGCGGCCAAUCAGCAAGCACCAGGCAGACGCCCGCUCUCAGAAAGUGAACAGCUCGCUGCCGGGAGUGUGUUUUCGUCUAUACCCCCAAUCCCUGUACGAGGAGGGAAUGCCUGAAGCUCGGUGUCCUGGAGUAGCCGAGGCGAACCUCAGCCACCUGGUCUUGUUUCUUAAAAGACUGGACAUCGCUGAUAUGGGCCAGUGCAAGUUCCUGGAUCGGCCAGCACCCGAAGCGUUGAUGCAGGCUCUCGAGGACUUGGAUUACCUGGCUGCUCUGGAUGAUGACGGCAACCUGUCGGAGGUGGGAAUCAUCAUGUCUGAGCUCCCUCUGGAGCCGCCGCUGGCCAGAGCCCUUAUCGCAGCCUGCGAGUUUGACUGCGUCAGUGAAAUUCUGACCAUCGCUGCAAUGCUUACCGCUCCUUCGUGCUUUGCGAUUCCUCCACCCAAUAAAGAAGAGGCAGCAUUAACUCAUAGACGCCCCCUUUUGCACCCAGAAGGAGACCAUCUGACCCUCAUUAACAUCUACAAUGCCUACCUACAGCACAAUGAGGACGAAGCCUGGUGCAAUACUAACUUCCUGAACGCCUCUGCAUUGCGAUUGGCUGUGGCUAUAAGGGCGGAGCUGCUCGAGGUGAUGCAGCGAAUCGAGUUGCCCGUUUCGCCGCCUGCCUUCGGCUGCCAAGACAAUACGACCAAUAUAAAGCGGGCUCUCAUCUCCGGGUUCUUCCUUAAGGUUGCUCAUGAUGUAGAUGGUGCAGGGAAUUAUUUACUGCUGACACACCGACAUGUGGCUCACCUGCACCCCUUCUCUUCGUACCUGAGCCGUCGGCCGCGUCCCAAUCCUCCCAGCUGGGUCCUCUAUCACGACUUCACGAUCUCGCACGACAACUGCAUCCGCACCGUCACUCAAGUUCAUCCACACAUGCUGGUGGAAUUAGCCCCGCAGUACUAUUUGGAGAACCUUCCUCCCAGCGAUGGCAGGGAAUUAUUAAUGGAAAUCAGACAGAGUAUUUUUCCGCCAGAAGAACAGGAGAACGGAGAAGCUGAAGGCGAAGCACACGGACAGCGAUCAGGAGAGCAUAGAGACCAGUACAGUACGGAGAUGUGUGCACUGCAGUGAGGCACCUUUAGGGGGUAUGCAAGACCCUCAACGUUGCACUUUGGGAUUUACAGAUUUUCCCAAUAUGCUGUAUAAAUGAUAUACACUAUAAUGGUUUUGGGACACCCCUCCUCAUCAUUAAAUUCAGGUCUUAGUUCCAGUGAAAGGAACUCUUAAUGCUUCAGCAUACCAAGACAUUUUGGGCAAUUUCAUGCUCCAACCUUUGUGGGAACAGUUUGGGGAUGACCCCUUCCUGUUCCAACAUGACUGCACACCAGUGCACAAAGCAAGGUCCAUAAAGACCUGGAUGAGUGAGUUUGGUGUGGAGGAACUUAACAGAGUCCUGACCUCAACCCCACUGAACACCUAUGGGAUGAAUUAGAGCGGAGACUGCGAGACCACACCUUCUCAUCCAACACCAGUGCCUGACCUCACAAAUGCACUUAUAGAGGAAUGGUCAAAAAUUUCCAUAAAGACACCUUGUGGAAAACCUUCCCGGAAGAGUUGAAGCUGUUAUAGCUGCAAAGGGCGGGACAACCCCAUAUUAAAUUCAUGUGCAUUUAAAGGCAAACGUCCCAGUUUUUUGGCCUGGCUCGCAGUCUCUGCUCUAAUCCCAAAGGUUUUCUAUCAGGUUGAGGUCAGGCAUCUGUGCAGGCCAGUCAAGUCCUUGUCCAAAAUGUCCUUUCACUGGAACGAAGGGGCCAAGCCCAACCCCCGAAUUAAAUGAUUUGGAGGGGUGUCCCAAAACUUUUGGCAAUAUAAGUGUAGUUUAUAGUGUAGAGCAAGCGGUGAGCAAAAUCAGACUGUGAUGUGCACUAUACAAUUUCAACAGCACAGAAUCUGAACAAAUUCAGUUUCACUUAGUUUCUUUCCUUUUUGCUAUGAAGUGCUUGCUUCAAGCUCGUAUGAUAUAUCACUUAGAUCCUGGUUUUGCAGGAAAAACAACAGAAUCUACAUAUACCUUUAAAUACUGGAAAAACAUCAAGCAAUAAUGAGCAUGAUGUCAAGACUUGAGCUUGUAAUAUUAAUAAUUCUUUCUAAUAGAUAGUAAGAUUAUCAGCUUCUGACUUUAGACACUACAUUUACUGAGAUAUUUUAAUCCGGACUGUUUUGAACUCCAGGCCUUUCCCUUGCCCUCUUUUCAUGAAUGUAUUUAGUAUUUUAAGUAGAAUAAUAAUUCAGGGUUAACGUGAGCCUCGAGAACAGACUUGAAACCGAUCUCCGGAUUUCUCUCAGGGUUGUUUACACGAACCCGCUUUUUACUCGGACGAUGCUUCUAUUAUGUUCGGCGAAGGAUGCUUUUUCUACUACUUGUUCUUUGUAAUAUUUUAUUCUGAUCAAUCUUGUGGCUACUUCUAUUAAUUUAAAGAGGUUGUGUGUGUAAAUUACUGGUGUAAAUACUUCUUUUCUCCCAUAAUACUGUAAUACAUACAGCACAACAAAAAUCUGUAUAUUGUCUUUGAAAUCAAAGUAAGUUUGUAGGAAUUUUAGUCUGGGCAUUGCUUCAUAGUUGGAAUUAUUACUCUAUAGGCUAAACAAAGCUGUAUUUUUUGGGGGGGGGGGCCUCUGUAAUAAAA
Hemibagrus wyckioides is the source of this 4228-nucleotide messenger RNA. It is a transcript of the gene dqx1, whose product is annotated as DEAQ box RNA-dependent ATPase 1. Bases 378 to 2672 code for a protein of 764 amino acids. Gene Ontology annotation, molecular function: RNA binding. NCBI's taxonomy places the organism in Eukaryota, Metazoa, Chordata, Actinopteri, Siluriformes, Bagridae. The record is from RefSeq and is a predicted model, not a curated record. The transcript has 12 exons. Gene Ontology annotation, cellular component: intracellular anatomical structure; spliceosomal complex.